Paramuricea clavata is the source of this 19281-nucleotide messenger RNA. NCBI's taxonomy places the organism in Eukaryota, Metazoa, Cnidaria, Anthozoa, Malacalcyonacea, Plexauridae. The record is from the annotation of a GenBank genome assembly.
AUGCCAGCGAAACAGAGAAUACGUGUUGCUAAUGAAAAACAUAGCCAAAAUGUUACACAAAGAGGAAACGUAUCGAAAUCGCUGGUGAGUUAUAAGCCAUGAUGCCGUGUCUCCUUUGCUUUGAAUGCCAGCGAAUGGCCAUUCGAUGAUGCUUUUUUUCUUUGUAAAUUUUAGCGACCGAAAGAUGAGAAAUAUGCUGUUGGACCUAUACUAUUAGGAUUAUUUAUAUUUGUUGUGUGCGGUUCGGGUAAGUAUGUAUAAACUUUUUUAGUCGUUGGGAAAUUACUAACGUCUCAUUCCGAAUUUUAAUAUUGUAGUAGUUCAAAUUAGUUCGAAAUUACACACUAUUGUUUCACUUGUACUGACAAAUUAUUUUCACAUAUAUCUAUUAAACAAAGCCAUCUUAUUUUCUAGCUCUCUUCCAAAUUAUUCAAAGUAUAAGGAUGUCAUAAAAUUCGAUGACGGAAUAUCAGGACAAAUUUUUAAAACACGAACUUGAAACAAGUACACGACAUUGGUGAAUUCAAAUACGACCUUCUUCAAAUAUUUCUAUUCUUCAGACGACAGACAGACGGUGAUAUAUUUAUCAAAUACAUUUUAGUGAUGGGUUGAAAUGUUAAUUUUAUAUUGUAGAAUUAAGUAAGGUAGUGUAGUUGACUUUCAGUGUGAAAGAAUUAAAUACAGUAAGUUAUAUUCUUUUAAUGAUUAACCAUGUACAGCAUCAGAGAAUUUCACAUUAUAUAUUAUAAUCCUGCUCAGUUUUGUCCCUGCACAGUUCUGUCUCAGUCAGUUUGUUGUAUUGCUUACUUUGCUUGCUGAAAUCUUGAAAUGCUUUAAGUGUGGUUUUGAGUUGGAUUAAAUCUAUCGUAUUAAACUCAGCAGCACUUCUUUAUUGUGGUUAGGGAUGUUUGAAGAUCAGAAUUUUCAUAUCAUGAAUGUCCUAUGUACAGCAACAUGGCAAUAGUUCUCGGUAUAGACUGUAUUUCAACAGAAUAUUGGCAAAUGCUUUGUGAAAGGGGCAUGUUCAGUAUAUUUUAAAUAUUGGUUCCAAGAUGACUUAUGUGUAGGUGGCAAUUAAAAUGGAUAGAAAGGAAGAUUAUUAAUUGUGCUUGGCUAAUUUAUAUGCUAUAGAUUUGCACUUAAUUUGAAAUCUAUGCAUACUGUAACAAAUCUUUAAGCAGAAUUGUCAGUAACAAUAGCAAUGCAGUUCAAACAUUGGAAUUGUGUUUAGCUUCUCUCAGCAAAUAAAUAAAGCUGUGUCCAUAAACAUUGUCAUGCAUAAUUGCUGAGAUUUAUUUGUGGUAACCACAAUAUUCUAACACAAAGGAUCAAUAAUGUCUAAUUUUGCUGCCUUGGUCAAAACAAUUCACAAAAUCUGCCCCCAAGACAUUUGCUACAGUUCUAUAUACAAAGAGUUUUAUGGCAUUCAGCAGAACAUUAACUAUAUACAUUCAAAGUGAAAUGCAUGUUCUGACAACUGUGCUGCUCUCAGUAUCGGUAUAUAUAAUAUAUAUCUAUAGGAUAUAAUUAUAUAAUAUAUGUCUAAACAGGGAUGUCUAUGGUAGGGAGUUGCAGAACCUUCCCCUAGCCUUGGCAAUGGGGGGUUGGAGGGGAUAAAAAUAUACUAUUCAAAUCAUUAGCAAGGCAACUGUACCAUUCUAUACUUUUUGGCAAGUUUAGAAUCUAAAACCCCUCACCCUCACCACCUUCUGCCUCCUGGACUUGUCUUGUGCAGUGUUAUGCAUGCUGCCUCUUCCCAUUCCUGCAGCAGCUCUCCCCACUUAUUAAAAUCAAGCUGGGUCAUCCCCAGGUCUUAUCAACAUAUGCAGCAUAUCCAGCUACUACCACUGGCUAGUAUGGGGAAGUUUGUAUCUGCACGGCUUCAUGCACAUGGGUAAAAAGUAUAUGUGACCAUACUUAAGGGUGAUUUUUCCUGGAAACCAAUGCUAAUAUUUUUGAUAUUUUUGAAUUUAUCAAAGCUGAAGAACUUGCUUUAGAUGGUAGCCUGCUCACAGCCUAAAGUUUUGAAAGUAUGUAAUAAUAUAUACUGUAUAUUAGGACACAUAAAAAAUAGUUGGUUAGCGUCCUCACCCAUCCACAAAAAAGGUCCCGCUCACGAUUUUUUUAUUUUUAUUUAAAAAAACCCAACUUUUAUUGAUCAACAGGCUCUAAUAUAAUUUUUUUCUGUGUUGGUGUUAUGUACUCAAUUUCUGUUGACUGUAGUCGAUUAUGUAAAAAUCAGGUAGAUUUUUUGUUGCUCGUAACGUAGCAAUAAACAGAAAUCGUAUACAUAUACGGUUUACGUUAUUUGAGUUGACUAAAUAGUAAUUCUUUAAAAAAAUUAUGUAUCACUUACUUAAUGGUUAAUUUGGUAAGCAAACAGCAGACCAUCUAAAGUGAACACAUGCAUUAAAUAUAAAUUGUGUAAAACGCCCCCCCUAAAACUAACAAGCCCUGUAUGAAGACUAUACAGAGUCGGAGGGUUUCGAUGAUUAUUUUUCAAGUAUUAGGCUGUAGUAAAAUAUAUAAUAACAGAUGAAAUUGGUAUACAACUGAAUGCUAAAUCAUAAAAACGAUAUACCUGAAUUUACUGUAUUCAAACCAGUUAUUGUAAACCAUAUUUGUUUUUUACUUAUCUCAGCUGUCUUGAUUGCAAAGCUACUUGCUUGGAUAAAAUUUCCAGUAAAAUUACCAAAAUUGCAGUAUCAAUAAUUUGUAAUUCAUUGACUGAGAUCUUUAAUUUAUGUCAACUGAACAAAUUGUUAAGGGAUCGGUCAUAAAGUAACAGCUAGGGUGGGCCGGAGGGAAAAAUAGGUUGACCAGAAAAAAAACGGUAGCCCAUCCUGAGAACCUAGAAAAAAUUUCAAAGCUCAUCGUAGGUCAUUGAAAAAAUUUCACGACCCAUCCUGCUAUACAUGAAUAUGUACAGUAUAGCAGUCACUUUGAUCAAAUUACUAGUUACAGUAUGUAUUGAGUGCAAACAGGUUAUAUAUGUGUUUCAUGACUCAUCCAUUUGCGCGAAAAACAAAUUGAUGACCAACCCAAACUGAUGAAAAUAAUUUCAUGGCCCAUCCUUAUUUCCUCCGGCGCAUCUUAGCAGUUACUUUAUGAGCUGUUAUAUCUUCAAAAUCGUUAUUUAUUUCAACGUCUUAAAACAUAAAACCUACACACAUGUGCUCACUUCUAAAGGCCCAUUUACACGGUACGAUUAGUUGUACACGAUUCUUACUCUGGCGUAUGUGAUCGAAUAAACACGCGUACAAACGUCACAUUUCAAAUCUCGCCAUUAGCGAAUGAGCAAUAACGUGGCAUUAGCACUCGUUUUCAUUCGUCAGAAUGACGAUCGUAUGCAACUAAUCGUAUCGUGUAAAUGGGCCUUAAAAAUCCCCCGACCCCCUGAUGCAACGUUCUAUACUUCAUGUAACACCAACAUAACAUGAGCGUUCCCUAAAAAGGUUUCUGAUCACCAACCAAGAAUUAAUAUCCUUGACAAACCAAUAAAGUGCAUGUGUUUCACCAAAUACAUUCCAAAUACAUUCCAAAUUUCACAACAACUAAAAUAUAUAUAGAUUAUAUAUAGGGUUGAAUUGUACAAACACCAGGAUCCCGGUCAAUACAACCAACUGUUGAAGUGUCCUGCAGACAGAAACCUCAACUGGAACCCCAUACACCAUUAAACCAACCAGGAGGAGCUGCGAAAAACGCAAACCAUUAGUGGCCCUCCGGCAGGAACCGAACCCCCGGCCCCACGCAACUCCGCGGCGCAGCGCUCCACCCAAACGAGUUACAGAGAGAUAGUUGUCGAGCUCUACAAGUUCAUAUACAAAUACUAAUUGGUGAUGCCAAUUGUACGGUGUAUGGGCAAACAUCACGAUCCUGGGCGCCCCACUCGACAACCUCGUUCCCAGGCUCUUUCCUCUUAUUACAUCACAGUCGUCAUGACAGGUCGAUCAUGUACUAUACGUAGUGGUGUAUACCGAGACCAUUCCGAGCUUAAUUCCUCCACUGUCCACAUCCUCUUCGCUUUACCGAUCAACUCAAUUUUGCCGAUCAACGUGCAGACCAUUUCCAAUCAAUUUACCGACAAGUCACGGUGUUUCGAUCCUCCAUUAAAUUCUUCACUCCUCGGUUUGUUUUGGCGCGAAACGUGGCCGGGAGGUGGUCCGUGUAAUGUGUGAUGCGCCAAUUCAGAAGGCUCCAUUUACGUUACGGACCUGGGAUUACGGACCGGGAAAAAAUAACAACUUGUAUUCAAGGACUAUCAUUGUAUCUUCGUAGACAAAUAUUGAAGAGAAUUCAGGAUAUUAUCAAAAUUUUUAAUUUCUAACUUGCGAACUUGCAACGUCGCAUGUUAGACAAACUCACUUCCUGAAGGACUGGAAAAUGUUAACGUUUCUUCAUAAUUUCUUGAAUCAGGGGGGUUAUUUAUCGAUGAAUUAACUGUUAACAUGGAAAAAUCACAUUGAAGCACUAUCAAAAAAUAUGUGCUGGAAUGCAUAGUGACAACUAUAGAAUAAGACAUUACACAAAUUUUUAAAUACUCUAAAACUAGUCCAUAUUGAGUCUAUCCAUACUGGACAAAGAACGAACUAUAUGUUAAACAUCCCCUGACCGAAGGGUUAAUAAUAUAUUGGAAUGAGCGUGAAACACAUUUAAAAACGAUCAAGGUGACUGAUUUCAUUGUCUUCCAAAACAAUGUCAAGAAAUACUUAAUGGCAACUAAGAUUGGCCAUGGCAACUACACUCUACAGCUACUUCGUUUUUUAUAAUAUUUGACUGUAAAUAGUUUUAGCAUCAUGCACUUGUAGGUUUUCAAUCAACCUCUAAAGGCUAUUUCCACUACGGAAAAUAAGCAAAGGAUCGGAACAAAACAAAACUACUGAAAAUUUUGGAAAAUUUCGGAAAAUCUUGGUUCCGAUUGAUCCGGCGAUUGUCCGGACCGGCGGAUUAAACCUGGCGACCAAUCAAAAUGCCGUAUCAUCUCACAUAAAUUAAAAUAAUUAAAUAAUACUUGUAACAUUUACAAAAUGGAGGAUAAUUCUUGGAGAAGAAUUGGAGAGUCCAACAGCUCCUUUGGCACAACAAUCUUUGAUUCCAUUGUCUUUUCCGACAAAUUUUUCUUAUCCAAAUGUUCUUUUUGUAACAAAAUAAGAUAAAGUUCAGAGCUAGCCGCUGCUAUUUUUCCAAUAAGCGCAAAAUAGUAAUUUCUGACGCAUGCGUCGCGUCAUCUGCAUAUAUCAUGAAAUUAAUUAAAAGGUAUGGAGCGUUCCAAUUAAUUACAAAGCGUCAUACGCACGAUUGUGAGGUCACAUAGUUAAAUUAGUAAGUAAAAAUGCACGCAUGAUUUAUGAAUACUGCAUUAGGUUUCCAAAUUUUCACAUGGAAAAUCGACAUGUUGAAUAAAAAUUGAAUAAAUGGAGGGUUGAGAUAUGCUUUUGGCUCUUGUUUUAUAUCUGGUUUUGUUCAUACAGAAUGUAUGUGCUGACGAAGGUAUGUGGACGAAGUAGUAUAGUCGUACUUGUACAUUUAUUUAACAGUUCACUCAUUUUCGGCCCAGUCAUAAAUUCGUGAUUCAGCGAUAUUUUCGCACAUCGCUAACUGAAUUUCCAAGCCAUCCAAACCCGAGAAAAUUGCAAGAAAAAUAAUUGCUGGACAGUUUCUUUAAUAUAUAUAGUUGAUUUUAUAUAACAACGAUAUUUCUAACUCUGUUUUUUCUAACUCCUUCUUUUUCUAACUUCAUAGUUGUUUUCUAACUGAAGAUUAGUUGUUUUCUGAGAAUUAGUUGGUUAUUUAAUUUGGCAUUUGUUUUUCACAGUUAUUAUUAAUGUCAAAUAUUUUAAUGAAUUCAUGUUUAUAGCUACAAUCUCUUGCAAAAUAAAACGUGCCAUCAUGAUUUUUAAGGCUUAUCCCCCUUUCCCCCAUCCAAUGUUGCGAUUUGAAGUCGAUCGAAAUUGAAAAGGAAGGCCUGAAACGGUGCAAACAAUCACUAACCAACAUUCAGAAGGGUGCGGGAGUAUGCCAGUGUCUCGCUUAUUUUGCAUAGGAUUGUGCACAAGCAAUAAUUUGGCAUAUGUUUUUUCACAGUUAUUAUUAAUGUACAUAUUUUAGUGAAUACAUGCAUGUUUAUAGCUAGUCUGUAACGGAGGAGUGCCUCGCGUUCGCACUCUUACCACUUGGACACAGCGCUAGUCCACUAAAUUGAUUUAAAAAUCCAACAAACAGAACUCUAUUAUUUUUGAAGCAAACGUUUUCGCCCGGUUUAUUUUUCGCUCAACUAAUUUCGCACCGGUACGUACGGUCGUACGUAUUUCGAGGCGUUUCGUUCAGUUUUGUGGCAGAUAUUAGGUCUAAAAGUUUGUUAAAAUUUUCGUUCGUGAAUUCCAAACUAGCCAGGGGCAGCUGCGAGAUCAGGCCCGGCAGAAAUAGAAACGGCGGUCCUGUGUUUCAGGGGCAGCGCUCUAACCAGUAACCCACAUCUUCAGUGCAAAGGCAAUAGUUGAGCAUUAACCAGGAGCUCCUUAUAUAUUAUGUUGUAAGGUGAUGCCAUAUUUUGGGCAUCUCGUUCAUGCAGAUGAUUUUUUUCGGAAUAAAAUUGUAUACAAAUUUUUGUUCGGGAAUCCCAUCUACUAAAAUCCCACCUACGUGCGGUCAUAUCGAACGAGAUGCCGAGAACCUUGAUAUAGAGUACAUAUCCCCAAAAGGGAUUAGGGGUAGGUUUAAACCAGUGUAAACUUAACUUGGCGUUCUGUAAAACCAAAACAGCUAAAUAAUAUUUGAUUUUGCAAGAACAACACCUCCAUGUAUAAACUCCGGCUGUGCGUCGACACCAGCCGUUAUAAUACCAAAAUAUCAGGUAUCAGCACCCUGUGGCGUUUACCCAAAUCGCGCGCAAUAUACCGAAGUACUACAGCAUUCAUGAACCCGCACCAUAACCAAUUAAAUUUGCUUUUUCAAAACUACGCACAGGUUUAUGCACCUCGGAUAUCGUUUUUUAUGCACCUUGGGUAUGGCUUGUUUUUUAUUCCGCACAAUUAAUAUUUCUUUUCUAUUGCACCUUUCACCUUUGCCCAUGAAGUUGCGCGACCGACCGUAGUUUCCUAUACAGCCGAUUAAUAAUACACGCUGAACCCGUGGUUGAAAUAUACAGCGGCUGUAUUAUUUAAACCAUGCGUAAUAUGCAGGAGUACGCACAGUUUCUGAGAGCCUGGAAUCCAGUGAUCAAUUUGAUGCCAAAAUUUUAAAAUUUGGCGCAAUUCUUCUUCUUAAGUUAACCUUCGAUGAUUUGCGUUAGCAAUGUUUUGGUCGACUUAAUCUCGAGUUGUUUGUGGCAACUUACAUUACUUCUGGUCUCUAUGCGCUCGCUUGCCGAUGUCAUGUAGUAAGCGACGAUGAAUUUGGUUAAGAAUACUCGUGGGGAAACAAGUCAAAUAAAGAUUUCCUAAGACCUAAAUUUAACAUUAGUAUCAAUACCAAGUAUGUAUUAUACAUUUAUACUUUCUAUAUGUGACAUUAAUAGCACCAUAAAUCGCCGGUCGCAACGCAGCCGGCAGCCGUAAGCAAAGUUUGUUGAUAGUGAUUCAUUCAUAUCUCGCUAGGGCGGCUCAUAUAACUCGAAGGGCAGAAAUCAAGAUAUUUACUGAGAUAUUUAACAUUUGUGCAGUGUAUGUUUGCAGAGCGCCAUUUCAUCGACAUGCGUGCUUGACUGUGACUGAUAUACUUUAUUUUACUUCAUGCGUUGACAAAUUCCUCAAAUCACAAGUUAUAAGUAUAUUGCCAGGGUAGGGAUAAAACGCUGAAACUUGGUGAUGGGCGAUACCGAGUACUCGGUAUUCGAUACCAGCGAUACCACAAACAGCGGUAUCGGUAUCGAUUACUGACGUGGUAUCGUUCGAUACUUGCACCUUUUUUUAAACUACUUGUUUAAUUUCACUUCUUGGUUGAAUAAGACUUAAUGAACCACCAAAAUAACUCUUAAUAUUUCAAAUGUGGUGCGCCAAGUCAUGUAUAGAAAAUAUUUAUUACGUUUCGGGCUUUUGGUUUACUUAUAGCUUUAUUUAGGUUACAUACAGUAAUGUAAAAAAUUUUUCCGCUGACCGGCAGGUAUCGAAGUAGCCGAUACUAGCAAUUUAAGUACUCAUUUCCGGUAUCGAAAAUGGAACUUUUGUGUUUAUUUUGGUAUCGAAAUAGGUAUCGGUAUCGGCCGAUACUGAUCUUAAAAGUAUCGGUAUCGGUAUCGAAUUAAAAAUCCUGGUAUCGCCCAUCACUACAAGUGAAACUGAAUCGCGGAAACGGAAACCAUAGCGGAAACUGAAAGCGGAAACUGAAAUGGGGAUAAAACGCUGAAAUGGAGAUAAAACGCUGAAAUGGUAAUAAAACGCUGAAAUGGGGAUAAAACGCUGAAAUGGGAAUAAAACGCUGAAAUGGGGAUAAAACGCUGAAAUGGGGAUAAAACGCUGAAAUGGGGAAAUUUAAUCGAAUUCGUUGUUUGCUAGACCAUUGCGAACACAUGUAAUUUGCCUAUAAAACUGAAUAAAUAUAAGAAAGAAGUUCCCGGUAAAAUGACAACCACAAAUUUUCGAAGAACGUCUGCUGCACUAUUUUUAAAGUCGUUUGAAUUAAAUUUGACAACUAUACCUCGCGGUAAAUAUUGACAAAUUAUAAACCUGCGUUUUUACAGCAUGAGCUCCACCUUUGAAUUUACUAUAUGAGUAAAUUCUUAAAAACGUCCGAAUUUAUCAUUAUGAUAAAUUCGCGGCACAUUUUGAAUUUAUCAUAAUAAUAAAUUCGCGGCACCUAACACUAACCCCAACCCUAACCACUAACCACUAACCACUAACCCAUAACCCUAACUUUUUUAACUUUUUAAUUUUUUUUAACUUUUUUAACUUAAAAAUCUAACUUUUUAAAUGUUUUUGCUUUUUGAAACACUUUUAAAACUUUUUUAAAAACUAUUUUUUUAAAAAACUAGAAAAUCUCAAGUUUCAAGCACGGUCGCGUACAGUGCAUGACAUACGCUGGCAUACGGUGAGUAUGUGCGUAUUCGGACGUAUGGUUUAUACGAUAAACAUACUCUAGGCACACGCUGAAUAUGCUAGAGGUACGCCAGAUGUACGGUACUCAUACGCUAGCAUUUCAAAGGACGUUUGUGCGUAUAAAAAUUAUUUCAUUAAUUUUCAUACGCUUCGCAUACGUUUCUCUCAUACGCAAUAGUGUGACAGGGCCUUAAGAUCGUAUAUGAGCUGACAGCCGAUCGUUACCCAUGGAAGGGUGGGGUCUGCCCCACGCACCCUUUCAGUUUCCAUGCAGUUUCCUUCCAGUUUCCCCAGUAAUCUGUGGUGCAUGGUCAUGUGGAUUUAGAUAAGUUCAAUGUAUCUCGCCGGACAACAAGUGAUUUGCCCGCUUUGACUCUGUAAAUAAAUGCUCAAAAUGGAGUCAAAAGUUUAGAAAAGAAUUACAGUUAUCCAACGCAGAUGAAGAAUACUGGUAAUAGAACGCAUGCAAGAAAUGCUGCUGAAACACUUUUCAGCUGUUUGUGUUAUUGUCAUGAGAAUAAAUAUAAUUUACAUUGAAGAGUUUUAUUCAUAAAAUAUAGACAAGUUAUUAGUUGUUUUGUGAAUCGAAUGUUGUUUAGUUUUUCUUCGUCGCUAUAAAACAAAACACCGUUUCCUCCGCGGGAAAUAGUUUGGUUUAAUUUGUUUUUCCUCGAAUCUCAAUGUUAACUCUCGGGAAUCAAAAGUAAUUAUAUAUUUCCCUCGGGCCCAACCAAUCAGAUUGCAGAAUAGCUCAUACACAGUGCCAAUCUCGCUUCCAGGCUCUCCUCUAAACGAGGUUGAUGCAGUGGAUCACUAUAUUAUAUUAUGUCUUAUGUGACGAAAGGUUUCCCGGCUAUUUUUUCACUUUGUUCUAUUUAGGUGUAAAUUUUGCCUUUGAUAAACCAACAUGGCAGUCCAGUACGGAUAAAGGUGGUGUAUCAUCUCGUGCUGUUGAUGGUUACAAACACCCUGACUAUAGGGAAGGCUCAUGUAUGCAGACAAGGAGACAGCAUGAACCUUGGUAAGGUGGUCCUUUAAAACUAUAGACCUGUUCAUUAUUCGUGUCGAUCUCGAUGAAAAGGUCGACGUUGGUAUGCAAGCGAUAAUUUGUGAAGUCAAGGUUUAGUGUAGCCUUGGAAUACAUGAUCAGCGGUUACUACGUUGUGCGUGUGCUUGUAGGUGAAUAAUGGCAUCGACAAGAAUGUAGUGUGAAAGGCUUUAAAGCCAGUAAAAAUAUUUAUCCAACUUUUGGAGUUUGGUAACAACCCCAUGUAUGAUGCAACUGGAAAUCAGUUUAAUGAGCCCUGGCCCCUGGGUAUUUUCAAAUAAACAAAUGUUAGAUUCAUUUCCAAAUACACAAAUGUAGAUUUGGGACAUGGUUAUCAUUAUAAAUAUCAUUAAAACUAAGGUUGGUGAUUGAUGAUAAUUCUUUGCGUUACACAACUAAAAGAGGGCGGCCUAAAAGCGUGCGCGAUUUGAAUUUAGGAUUUAAUAUUACUCAUUAUUCUCAUUACUCAUUAGAACCAAUUAUCUACACUCGGAUGAACGUAUAUAUUUAAUGUGUUAUCGUAUUCCAAUAUAAAAUAGUUGGUCAACUGUUGGUUGAUGAUUGUACGAUAGUUAUACAGGGUGAGUAAAAAAAAACUGAUACCUUCGCGGCUAAUUUGAAUAACAAAGGUGUCAGUUUUUUUUACUCACCCUGUAUAUAGGGAGAAUAAUUUUCAGUCAUCUUAGUUGCGGAUGAAAUAACUGUUAACAGACUUUAGGCAAUAUCUUCACUACCAUCUCAAUGGUACAAAUAAUGAACGGUCCUCAGUUUAAUUUUCCCCUUCCGAAUUUCCUUCAAAUAGCUAUAUUCAGUACGAACGUCCGAAGCUUAAACAAAGCGAGAAUACAUAUAUUCCCUUGCAUUUCAAUUUGUUCUGUGCCAGCUUUUAUAUAGUCCCACGCUAUAGUGUCCAUAUGCUCACAAUGUCGAGGCUGCAUUAUUGCCCCUUUUGCAAAUACCAUAAUGCUUUUUGCCUCGGGGAUAUAUAAUUCUACUGAAAAAAUGUAUUGUCUUAAAUAGAAGUUAGUGCUAAGUGGUUGUAUAUUGCAUUGAAUUUGACGAUAUUUUCCCGCUUGAAAGAAACAAAAUUGUCUUUUGCUAGUUUACCUUUAGCCAAAUUAGCGGAAGUCGAUAAUUAACAAUUAUUCGCCGAAGGUGAGGUGAUUAUCGGGGAAUAUUCGCCGUGACGAAGUCGAGGUGAAUAUUCCCCGAUAAUAACCGAGCCUGCAUGAGGCGAAUAAUUGUUUUAGUAUUUUUGCACAAGUUUUUUUGUGUUUUUCUGGUCUGAAUUCAUUUUAAUUUCGCUUAUUUCUUUAUCACUAACUUCAACAAAACGGCUAGCUGCCAUUUUGAAAAUUUCGAUUUUGUUAUAUUCACCUGUAGGUGAAUAUAACAGAUUAAUACGUCAAAUUUGACCUUGUAUGAUUUGUUAUGUUCACUUGUGCAAAAAUACUAAUAUAUUUUGUUUUGUUUUUGUUUAAUUUUUAUUUCCAUUUAUGAAAGUAUAUGUCUAUAUCGCUUUUAAACUGGAUUUCUGUUUCCCGUGAUUGUCUGCAAGCUGUGUCACGCCAGCCUGCUCGCAGCCCCCACCCGAAAAUGUGAAACUGAAAAUCAAUAUUCAAUAACCAUGAUAAUGAUAACUAUAUGAUGUAUUUCUAUACCUCAAAGCAUAUUACCAGGCUUUGUUAGACUCUCGAACGGUCUGUGUCAGCGUAGGUAGUGACAAAAACACCAGAAAACUGCAGAUUGAUGGGGAUUCAACUACCUGACUUGUAUUUUUCAGUUGUUAGACUCUACAGGUUCAUCAGGACCGGAUGAAUUGGAAACUGUACUAAAAUUUGUGUGAUUUCGCUUUUCGAGUUCACACAUGCAGGACGUGGUGAAACCGGACGGUUUUGACCACAGCUAGAAGCCCGUGCACUUGCAAAUUUUGCUGUGACUUCUAGUGCGACUUUCUUCGCAGUAAAACGAGCGGAUGAUUUCUGAAUAUAUGCAGUACCCUUAUUUGAAUAUUCAUACCUCAUCCCCUCGAUAACAUCCAUUAGGAGAAGAAAAUCGUAUCCAAACUGCAGCAAAAAUGCAAGUAUAAACGGCGGGGCCUUACUUACGAAUUUCCAUGGGUCUUGUGAACAAAUGGAACAAAACUCGACGAAAUUUCGUAUGGUUUCGGACUCUGCCGACCGAUUUAGGCAGACGGUCACCCAACCGUCCAAGGUAUGGUCGGCCACUUGUGAAAAAUGAGAAUUUUGGACGGACAGUUUUUAAUAAACAAUCACAGAAGGCUUAUGCAAAUACACUCUUUAAAUUGCAACUUGCAAAUGGUGAUAUAUUUCUUGAGUGCCGCAAAGUUGUCGGCUGGUGCUUGCAUGAUACUGAAUCAGGCCGAGUGAUGACAAUCAGUAAUUUCAAGCGCCAUAUAUUUUGAGCACGCCUACGAAAUAAUUGCCCAUGCACACUCUAUUUUGGGGACAUUUUUUACAUAUAUGGUCUGGUCUGAUCUCCAGGGGCGUAGGAAGCAUCAAAAGAUUGGGCGGGGGGGGGCGGCGGCACCGGCUUCUAGGGGCACUUUAGGGGAUUGAAAAGGGCACCUAAAAAAUUUUUCCCGGAAAUGUUGGCGACGGGGAGAAAAAUUUUCCCGUCGUACCAUACCGAAAUUGCACGUUUUUGACCAACUUUGUUUUUAAAAAACUUGGAAAUUUCCAAACAAAAAGGGCACCUUUGAUGUUAAUUUAGUACUAGUACUUACUACGACAUUAGCUUGUAGAAAAAGGGCACUUUUCAUCACAAAAAAGGGCACUUUUAGUCCUUUGAAAAAGGAUUUGGGGGGGGAGGGCACGUGCCUCCCGUGGCCCCCGGUUCCUACGCCCCUGCUGAUCUAGUAAUGUAUAAGUAUUCCUUCUAGCUGCUUUGGGCUGUUUAAACCUUUUGUUACUGUUUGAAACGCAAUUUAGGUGGGCCGUUGAUCUUGAGCAAGAACUUUUUGUGACAACUGUACGGAUAACAAACCGCGCUGACUGUUGUUGGGACAAUCUCGUUAACUUUAACAUUCGAGUUGGAACAAAUUUAGCAGACGGUGGAAAAUUCAAUUCUCAGUGUGGACCAACAUACAUUUAUAAUGUCGGUGCUGGUCAAACACUUUCAGUAAGAUGCGUGCCGCCUUUGUUGGGACAGUAUGUGUCUGUUUCUAUCGCUGACACUGAUGGAACUCUAAACUUUUGUGAAGUGGAAGUUUAUGGAUAUCAACGUAAGUAAAACUGUGAACACGAGAAAGAGGAAUUUGUCAACUAUGAUUUGUUAUGGAAACUCUUUUUAGGAAAACUUUCUCCAUCAAUCACAUGGUAUAGCCUACACCUAUAUCAAUAAUUCAAACCUACUUUUUUAGGCCACAAUGUAUUCAAUGUGAAGGCAAUAUCGCACGGUGCAAAGGACGCGCAGGUUGGGAAAACAAGUCAGUUAAUUGUCGAUGACAGCUAUAAUGAAAAGUUAUCCCCUCAAGGACAUCAUGUUAUCUCGUUUGACAUGACAACAGGUAUAUAAUUAAUACUCGCUUUCGGAAAUUAUUGACAAAUGACCUCAUUUUCAUUCAGUUUCAAUUGCCGCCGCUAUAAUUUUGUUCACGGUGGCUAAUUUUGAUUCCACAAUGGCAAAAUUGUUAGCGUGAUCAAACCUGCAUGUAGCUACAAAAUAAUUCUAUUUGUUUUGUAUUUCGCCUUUUUCCGAGAAAAAGCGAUGGUGGCAUCAGGUCUGAAUAGGAAUUGGGGGUAAAAUUGGUGGCACAAAACUAAUCGACCUACUACCAAACAGUCUAACGGGAAAUGACGUCCAUUUAGCUACCUAUGUAUAUAAUAUAGAGCUAUGCUAUGGGGUCGAAAUCGUUUGGAUGUCGUUCCCUAUAACUUAUGGAAUUCCGUCCAUCUUUUUGUUAAACAAUUUUAAUUGUUUAAAAAAUUUUAAAUAGCCAAAAGAACUUGUUGACUUACCCUGGGUGCCAGAGGGCAGAGGUUCUUCCAUGUUCGCAGAUGCAGCGCUCAUAUAGGGGGAUAAUGAGGGAUACAUUCUCAUGUAAUUCGUCGGGCGAAAAACAAACAGGUGUUUUGAAGAGAAUUUAUAAUUUUUGAAGAGAAUUUAGAAUUUAAAACCUAAAAAAUACGACAUUACGAUGCUGGUAGCAAUAUAAAAGUUAACAAAAAUGAAGUACUGCCAAUUGCAGUAGUCGAAUGUGAAUUACACUUUGUCACUCUACUGUAUAUUUUACUGUUUCUGAUUAAUUUCCAUUAUUAAGUAGUAUGACGAUGAACGCUUUCAAAUAUUAUGAUCUAUUGAUCUUGAACUUGUAGGAAUAAAACGCAGGUUGCAGGUUGGAAUUUCGCAGGUUGGUAAUUUUGCAGGCUGCCAGGAAUUUUGCAGGUUGAUCAUGCAAAUUUAAAAUUACAUUACUUUAAACUAUUCUAGUAAUUUAAUUGUGUACUUAAUGCAGUCUGACCCCUUGUCAACGCUUUUGAUAUCAGCCUAUCCUGCUGCCAUGUUCCUAGCCUCUGCUCCAAGGAGUGGCCAUCACCCCCGUGAAACAUUCAAAAUGACCAGAUUGGCGUGGACCUACAGGGGUCGAGUGUCUCGUUGCGAGGCGCCCACAUGACGUUGCGGCAUUUAAUGCCGGAAUGAGGGUGUCUCUCCUAUGCACCGACUUACUAGAAGUCCACUCAAGCCCCCAAUUACCGUAUGAUUAGUCGAGAAUGUUAGUUAACUUUUAACAACAUUCUAGUAUAAAUUUACGUACAUUAACCUGGUCCCUAGGCCGGCCUGGACAUGCUAUGUGGUGCCUAGCACUUCUCGUGGUCUUGGAACACACUCUAAGCCACUUCGUACCCACAGCUUCUGAAGUUUCUGUACUUGUGGCUCCAAGUAGAAUUGAACCUGCAAAAUACACUUCUAUUUCCUAUAAAUUAAUAUAAUGUUUUCACUGGGGUCACUGUGGGGUGACGGCCACUCCUCAGAGGCCUUAGAGCAGAGGCUAGGAACAUGGCAGCAGGAUAGGCUGAUAUUAAAAGCGCUGACAAGGAUUCAGACUGCAAUAAGUACACAAUUAAAUUACUAGAAUACUAUGUAGUGGUGUAAUUUUAAAUUUACAGGAUCAACCUGCAAAGUUCCUGGCAACCUGCAAAAUUCCCAACCUGGAAAUUUCCAACCUGCAACCUGCGUUUUGUACCUGCCGCACACAGGCACGACUCCACUUUAGUCGGUUCUUUCUUGACGUGCGAGGAACCGAAAUAGGUAAACCUGUAAAUAGCCAUAUAGCAUAAAUCUUAUCAUUCAGCAUUUUAGGGUUUUAUAUGAACUAUCAUGAACCAAUUAUCAUAUGUUUGAAUUAUUGUAAAUUUGUAAUGUGUAUAUAAUAUUGUUUAUCUGGACAAAAUUUCUGUUUUAUCUCAUUGCAAAUAGUACUUUUAAUUAUGAGUAAUAUGUAAAAUCUAUACUUAAUGUGGGCGUGGCAUUUUUUGACCACGUCCUUUUGUCGGGCAAAAUAAGUCCACAUCCCCUAUUUCUUGAGACUCGAGUUACGUCCCUGUUUAUCAUGUGAAAAGUUCCUUGAGAGGCGAACUGUAACUAUAUAUGCAUGUAUGGGUAUGUAUAGCGACAAGUUUCGCCAUUGCUGCAAUAUGCAUGCAUGCAGUUGGGUGAUUAUAUAAUAGACCUUCCAAAGUCGCUGCAUGUAGAUCCGUCGUUCGUCCUUAGCCUUGACGCUAAUCUAUAGCGGGCGAAUGGACCAUUUGCACUAUAGACUAAAUUUUGAGCUAGACAAAAAUUUCAUCACACCUUAAAAGAGCAUCACAAAAUUUGUAAUAUUUCAAAGUUUCGUUGCGAAAUGUUGUAAAAUGCGGAUAAUAUAGCCAUGCGAAGUUUGCCGUUUUUCAGUCAUUUUGUAUUACGCACGGGAAAUUGACAGCCCAAUCAGGUGUUGGGCAUCAAUUUCCCGUGCGUAAUACAAAAUGACUGAAAAUUGCAAAUUUCGCAAGGCUAUAUUAUCCGCAUUUUACAACAUUUCGCAACGAAACUUUGGAAUAUUACUAAUUUUGUGAUGCUCUUUCAAGCUGUGAUGAAAUUUUUGUCUAGAUCAAAAUUUAGUCUAUAAUGCAAAUGGUCCAUUGUGGCAAGUCCACGCAAACAAUGCAUGAUUAAUGCGGGAACUAUCAUUUCCCUCCAAGUGAUUGGGAUUCAAUCAUUUUACUUUAAUUAAUGAAUUAAUAAUCCUGACCAUAAUUUAUGCCAGCCAAUUAUCAAUCAAUAAAUAAAUUUUAUUUAAUAAAAACACUAUAUCACAAAAAUUGCUAUAGUCCCCCUGAUUGCCUUCAAGUAAAGACAACUAAAUAUGAAAAAGCUAUAGUCAAUAGAGAUAACUCACAAACUGCAAUCACGCAGUGUGUAUAUACUUUCGAAAGCGAAAACCUGUAAGUAUCCAUGAUAAACUAUACAUGCAUGAUUACGCAUUCAGUUCUUCUCAUCCUGGAAAAGCAAAGGCAAACAUAAAUUAUGUAAAUGUUUUAUCCUAUUUUCAACCAAAUUAAACGAAAAUUGAUUAAUCAGUUGUCCUUGCCCUCCGCAAUUUUUUCAAAUAAAACUGGGCAAUUAGCUUGAACUGACUAAUGCCCCCGUACGCCUAUGGCAAUUAGCUACUCUACUCGCAAUCUAUUCCUCGAUAGAUAGCAAAACAAUAUUUUUUCCUGGCGCAUUUAAUUUAAAAAAAAUGGCUUCAGCUCGCGUUAUUUUGCCGUGGAAUAUUUUAUGUUUCAUUUCUGAUUCUACUAAAACAAUUAAAUUACUCGCUCUCGAUUUCUAUUUAGGUGAUAGUUGAGGCUUCACCCUCAUCAACUAUCACCUCAUAGAAAUCUCGAGCUCGUAAUCUAAUUGUAAAUAUUAAACUGUGAAGCAUAAUGCAUUUUACAUUAAAUAUUUUUUCCUAGGAAAGAAUAUUACCCAUGCACGUUUCGACACACAAAGCGACUCUUCUGUGCUAGCUGGAAUGCCGUUGUAUUUGCAAAAUUUGCCUUCCGAAAUUUUUGUGUUCGUCAUUCUGAAUAAUGUUGGGUGGAAAUACUAUCACACAUCAAUACCAAUGCUUCAAAGCUUGAGUGGUUAUCCACAAAUAUCCAAUCAAUUGGCAUGGGGUGAUGCGUGGUCGUUGCUGGGAUACAAAGGAAAAUUGCCUAGUCCUUCUUGGAGGACCUCGGUAAUGAAGAAUCUUGGAUAUACGCCCGCGGUUAUUGAGGAUGUUAUACCAAAACUAUUAGGUGAGUCGUACGUAGCCUGAGAGAAUACAGAUUAAAUAGAGUUGACAAAACUUUCCAGUAUAAAGCAAAUAAAGAUUAGUUUAUUUUAGACUUCUCCACUUAACAAUUAGUCGCCCAAAGAUACCUGCUUCGCGUGCAUGCAAUGUGAAAAGAAUAUAAUUACCGUACCUGGGAAAAAUAUACUUACCUGUUGGUUUUUAUAUUGAAAUUCAAUAUCAAAUCUUGAAUUUCAAUAAAAGAUCGACCAUGAGGUUUUCAUGUUGUUUCCAAGAGGUUUUGGAACAGACUGAUCCGAUAUCGAUUGGUGGAAAAAAUGUAAUCUAAAAUCAACUAAUCACCUUAAGCAGUCGUCAAAUAAGGUCACAGAUUUCUUCAAAACAAAACAAACAUGGCGGUCCGCGUUACAUAAGUUAAAGUUGAAACUGUGGCAUUUAUCUUUUUUUAACAUGGAAGACUUUACCUCAAACAAGACUAACAAAACUCACAUAUUUAUUCUGAGUGAAAUUUUCAAGCCGUUAGCAUUAUAUAAUGUCCUAUAAUCGCUAUAAAAAAAGUAAGUUAAAAUAUAAUAAUAGUUUACAAAUUUAGAUUAGUUUUCCUAACAUUUUUUUUUGGUUUCGCAUAGUUCCGCCUCGUUCACCAUCCUCAGUCGUCAUCGUAGACCUGACGUCAUCUUCAUUCACGCUGAGAUGGUCACGCCCCCCUGGACUUGUCAAUGAGAAGAAACUCCCUCUGAACUACACUGUAUGCAUGAGAGAGUCUGGUACUGUGGUUAAUACUUGCACAAAUAAUGGUGAUAUUAAUUUGUUUACCAGCACCGGCUUGAAUCCUCAGACUGAGUAUAGCGUGAGUGUGAAGGCAGAGUCCUAUGCCGGGUUUGGUCCUGAAGCUGUAGUUUGUGUUGCCACCAUGGAGCAAGGUUAGUGACAAGAAGUUGAGCCGUCGCUGCGAAAAUUAGGAAACAUUGUUGUAGACGUAUUUGAAAGUUCCCAUGUUUCCUCAAGUGUUCCUCUGUUUUCUCAACCGCGGCCUCGGAACAUCAUUUCAAUAGAUUCCGAAACACAAUAAUUAUGUUUGAUUCCUGAAUGUGAUGUUUGUUGCGGAAAUAAUGUGUCCUCGUUUACGCACCUUUGGAAAACAUGGCUUGGAGACAAUAGCUAACAAUUUACAUUUUAUACAACAACGUUUCCUAGUUUUCCCAGAACUUAACAUCCAUAUUCGAACCCUAAAAAGACAAAGGAUAUCGUGUUCAAUUUAAUAAAUUUCAAUACCUUACCAAAUACCGCGGGCUUGUCGACAUCGUGGCAGGGGCGGCGGAACAGGGGGGGCUAGGGGGGCUAAAGCCCCCCCAGAAGUAAAAGUGGGGGGGCUUAGCCCCCCCAGAAAAUUCGAAUUUUUGGAAAACAUUUUGAUAAUUAGGGAAAAAUUUAGGUUAUUUUUUGAAAAUUUAGGUAUAAGGGGACAAAUUUGCAAUAUUUUGUUUAAAAAAGUGUAUUUCCGAAAAAAUGUUUUGAUAUAAGUCCGAAAAAAUUUUUUUCGUCCCUUUUUUUGUAUAUUGUACCCCUAAAGUGGUACACUGACCGAAAUUUUUUUGGCGAUGGGGGGCGGGGGGGAGAGGGGGAGGUCGCCGAAAAAAUUUAGCCCCCCCAGAACGAAAUCUGUUCCGCCGCCGCUGCAUCGUGGGGAAGACAUUCUUCACUGAUUUCAUUCUUUUGUAGGCAAAUACACGAUUUACGUUGAACUUAUGUCUCGUGUCAAGCCAGAUACCUUGUACAGACUCAACGCUCAAUCUUAUUCCAGUAUCGCAAUCAGAGGACAACAGCAUAACUUUGGCCACGCUGGACAUCAUUUUAUUGUUCUUAACCCGAAAACAGGCAAGUAUUCUAUAAAUUCAGCCAUGUAUAUAUUGAGAUAG